AUGGAUGCAGUAAUGAAUGGCGCAAUAGCUGGAGCUACCACAGUUCUAAUCACAAACCCAUUUGAUUUGGCAAAAACACGAUUAUAAGCUUAAGGGGAACUUGUAGCUGAAGGCCACUAUAAGAGAGCAUAUUCUGGAGUGAUAAAUACAUUAAUUAAAACUUCAUAAUCUGAAGGAAUCUUUGGAGUUUAGAAAGGCCUGUAAGCUGCAAUUGUAUUUCAAAUUAUUAUGAAUGGAUUACGAUUUGGAAGCUAUGAGAUCGUAAAGGAUAUUGCAAAUGAAUAAUUCCAUUUAUAUAAUUCUCAUGGAUAUGUAAAGGUUUUAUCGAAUAUUGGCAUUUCAGCAGGAGUCGGUUGUUUUAGUGCUUUUGUCUCAAGCCCAUUUAAUAUGAUUAAAACUAGAUUAAUGCUUUAAACCAAGGAUUUACCAUGUGGAAAUAGAUACGAUUAUUCUGGGCUUAUUGAUGCUAUUUCUAAAAUAUUUAAAUAGGAAGGAUUGAAAGGACUGUAUGCUGGAUCAUCAAUUAUGGCGUUCAGAACUGGAUUAGGAUCUGCAAUUUAGUUACCAGUUUUUGAUUUUACAAAAGAACAUGGAAAAAAAUGGAUCACAAACCAAACUGAAUUAAAUAUGGUGGCUAGUGCUAAUGCAACCUUAUGGUUAUGUUUAAUGACCUGUCCUGUUGAGGUAGCUUUGACAAGAUAUUUUAAUUAAUAAUUUGAUAAAUUUGGUAAUCCCACAGUUUAUUAAGGAUGUUUCCAUGCCAUAAAAAUAAUUUUUACAUCAGAGGGGUUCUUAGGAUUAUACAAAGGAUUAGGAGGUUUAUUUUUUAGAUCUGGACCAUAAUCGUUUAUCUCAUUAUUGAUUGUCAAUCAAUUAAAUAGUCUAAGAAAUCAAAAAAAAAAAUAAUGAAUAUUGUAUCUGUAUAAUUUUGGUUACAAAAC
Molecule: messenger RNA, 941 nt
Organism: Paramecium tetraurelia
Lineage: Eukaryota; Ciliophora; Oligohymenophorea; Peniculida; Parameciidae
Exons: 4
Source: RefSeq, a predicted model, not a curated record